Cicer arietinum (chickpea) is the source of this 647-nucleotide messenger RNA. RefSeq lists its product as uncharacterized. NCBI's taxonomy places the organism in Eukaryota, Viridiplantae, Streptophyta, Magnoliopsida, Fabales, Fabaceae. The record is from RefSeq and is a predicted model, not a curated record.
ACCUCAAUAAUCCUUCAAUGGCUCAAUAUUCUCGAAAGUCAAUUAAAUAAUAUAUUAUUUAAUAAAUCUAUUUUUGAUUUUCAUACCUUUUUAUCUUGCUGAAUAUAUUCAUAUGUUUCACAACAAUUAAAUUCUUAAAAAUUGUAGCAAUAAUGAAAAUCAAAACUUUUAAUUUGUGUUUUCUUUGUGCAUUGUUUCUUUUAUCCGUUGUGGCAAGAGAGACAUCCAAAGAUGGUUAUGCAAAAGAGUCAAAGAAAAAUGUUUUGGUAGAUAAGCUUGAUGGUGGGCGAAAACCCAUAGAUAUAGAACCUUUUGAUCAAAAUAAGCCAGUUGGUGUGGGAAAUAAAACAAGGGAAGAAAGGAUGAUGGAAAAGGAAGCAAAGGUAAGGGCAGGUGCAAGGGCAAAGGCAAAAGCUUAUGCAAAGGCAAAGGCAAAGGAGAAGGGAAAAGGAAAGGAUAUUGGACAGGGAGAAUGCCAAGGUAUUAUUGCAUGAUUGGGUAAAUGAAUAAUAAUAAUAAGAUUGAUGUUGUAUAUCUUUUAAAAAAAAUAUAUUAGUUUUUCAUACCACAUAUAAUUGUUUAGGUAAACUUUCAUAUGUGAUCAUUUAUUUAUUUUCUAAUAAAAUCCCUCUUUAAUCUGAUUUAGU